GGAGUUGGAUAACCAAUCACAACAAAGCGCUGAUUUUUGGUGUUGUACUGUUUGAUUUUGACGUGUCGCUCUCCUUGUAUUUACAAAAAUAUUCUUGACCAAAAUAUCAUUUAAACCAGCAGUUAUGUCGAACGGUCAAUGGGAAGUUGUCGGGAAAAGCAAGAAGUCUCAAAAUGGGAAAAUUAAAAAUAAGGAGGAAGAUAAGAAGUCAUUUAAAAAUGGUCCAAAACUUGAGGAUAUCAUUCCUCAUUCACAAAUAAAGUCAUUCUAUGCUGGCAUGGAGAUUGAUGACGACAGGAAACCUGUGAAUAAAAAUAGCGCAAAGAAAAAGAAGGCACAAGAGAAAAAAGCAGAGCCCCCGAAACAAAAGCCUCCAAAAACUAUAGAAGGUGCAUUGGAAGCUAUCGAUCCCAAUGAACUGGCCAAUAUUAUAACAACAAAUAAAGUUCGUUUUUCAAAUGCCCCACUCGUGUGGCUGAAGGAAGUUGCCAGUUUCCUAAACUCGAAGACUCAGAUUGAGGUUGAUGAUCCUACAUUUUCGAACUACCCUUCUACUUACCCACUGUCAACUUUACCUCCGGAGAUCAGGACCAGCCUUGAGAAUGUCUUGCAGGAUGCUGGCAAAGCUAACGCCCAGCUGUUCUUUGAUGUGACCCUUACUGCUCUGGCUAAUGAUAUCAGCAGAGGUCAAUCAGUGAACGGCCAUAGAGUCCUGCUUCAGAUGCUGGCGAAUGAUUAUCCCGAGUUCUGCACAGCGUCUGUGCAGAAGAGCGCGAGCCUCCGCAACUCGUACCAGAACCGACCUCCUAUUGGGCUAUCUUUGCUCUGGGCGUUUGGCCAGGGAGGACUGACUGAUUUUUCCGUGGGUUUGAAAGCGUGGCAAGAACUAUUCUUACCUAUAAUCGAACUGAAGAACUAUUCGAAGUACGUCGUGGUGUAUCUAUCGAACCUUCUGGACAGAUUCGCGAAAAUGGAUAACAAAGUAACGUUGGAACAAUUCCUUGCUAUGUGCGACACUGUGAACGCGAAACGAAAUGGUCUGCCCAAGGAUUUGUCAAGUGACCUUAUAAAGCAACUAAGUAAAUUUAAGGAUAUGUAUUUUAGUAGAAGCGGCAAUAAGCUACAAGUGUCCUUCAAUCAGAUUAUGAAAAAGCUUCCGAACCAGUUCCUAAGCGGUAGCACCCUGGACCCGUACUCCAGGGUGUUAGUGGAGAGCCUGGUGAAUUGUCUGGAAAGAGAUGACUCCUGUAACGCCACAUGGAGACAGCUGUUCCACAGGUGUUCGAAGCAAUCGGCUACACUUCUCGAUUUUAUUAAUAACAACUGGGCAGAGGUUAGUCCAAGACUAAAGCGGAAGUCCUUGAAGGUCACAGUAACUGAAUAUAAGUUGGUGGGCGCCGACGUUCUGAAAGGGAAGAAAAAGGAUGAGACCAUUAUAAAGACUACCAAAAUAUGCCAGGAUAUUCUAGACAGAAUGACGAGUACUAGAAGAUUCCCUUGGCUCUGGGCUAGCUUUCUGCUGUUGGUCAGCAUCGGAGGCCUGGUGUCUUACGAUGUGUACAGAGUCGGUGGUAACUUCCCUAAAAGUGCGACUGGCAAAGUCCUCAAAGACCUAGGUGUGCUGGAACACAGUCAGCGUGCGUGGCAGAAAACAUUAUCCACUUCAGCGAGAGGAUAUCUUUGGGUCGAAACCAACGCUCCAAUCUACUACGCUCAAACCUUAGAGGUCUCCAAACCGUACAUUGAGCUAUCUAAAGAUUCCAUCAUAUUUGCUUAUAAGAAAUCACUGAUAUUGUAUGGGAACGCAAAAGAUUAUGUCAUAGAAAAAACUCCUGUGGUCUUGGCUACCAUAGAGCACUACGCCCCAGGAUUGGUUGAUAAUGUUAAGGGUUAUGCAUCAUCUGGUUAUGAAGUUGUCAAGAAAUAUUCGAAUGAUUAUUACCAGUUCACUUCAGAUUAUUUGAAGACCAAAGUUUUUGUAGGAGAAUGGGCCCCCGAGAUCCUGCAGAACAAAACGCAGACCGCCCUGAAUGUGACGCGGGAGCACGUGACGACGUACUUCCACUGGUUCCGGCAGCAGGUCAGCCUGUACUCGGAGAUCCCCUGAACUUCACGGUGACUCCAUGUGAUUCUACCAUGUGCCGAUGGAGGAAUACCUUUUACAACGUGCCAGUAACAUCAUUGGCUAUGGAACGGUGAACAAUUCAAAUUUUAGGCUGUGUUCACACCAUAUUUGUGUAUUUAAUUUUAAUUGUAAAUAUUUUGUCUCUCUAUGCUUCCGUUCCUAUGAAUGGCCUGAUAUUUUUAAUUUUACUAUGUCUCGAAAACUAAUUUUAUCUAUGUAUCAUCUGUAUUUUAUUUUAAUUUGAAAUUGUUUAUUUUUUUUUUUAUAUAAUUUUGCUACCAGUUUGCUAGUUGCUAAAUUUAGUAACACAUUUAUUAAUAUACAAAUCGAAAUGCACAAAUUAUGUAUAAAAUUACACUGUCCUCCAUCUACACAUGACUCCUUGGAAACCCGAGAAUCAUAUUUAUUUCUGUAAAAACAGUACAAUUUUCAAAUCGGCUAUAUUAACAACGAAUAUCUUUUAAUCAAUGCAAUAAUAUCAUAUCAUAAAACUUAUAUUUUUAAAUCGUUUUGUCAUGACAAAAUUAAUCAUUAAGUAUUAUUUUGAUAAAUCUCUCAAAUCAGUAUUGGACAUGAAUUUAACAUUCCUUGUUUGCAUUUAAGCCAAGUUACCCUUGGGUUUUCAUAUUGUACAUUAACACCUAAUGAAAUUAUUUUAACUGAAGCAUAUAGGUAUAAGUCUGUAGUAUAUUUAUUUGUUUGAGAGUUUGUGUUUAGAGAUACAGAAUUUUUAUAAAAGAGGAAUGAAUUUCAGUGUGUGGCGGUCCGACAACUAUUUUUAAAGUGAACAGAGGUCGAACGGCUAGUUUGGUAUUCAAUAUCUAUUGGUAAAACAUUUUGUAGUGAGACGCAGUGGACCAAUCACAUUGCGGUGUGGUUGUCGUCGCGUCAUAAUGCCAUACUGUGAUUGGUUCGCUGCGUGUGAAAAUCGACAGUCGAUAUCGAAUUGCAAACUAGCACUACGGCCCCUUGACUAUGUUACUAACGGCACUAAGUUAAUUGUAAUUUAAAAUCUGUCUGUGCCAAAGUAUUACAGUUUUUCACUAAUCUAUAUCCAUACUUCUAUUAGAUUUUGAACAGAAUUGUCAUUGUUAUGAUAAUUUCUUAAUAGAUUUGUAUACAAUUUGUGAACAUAGUGUGUCAGGCCGGCCAUUUCUCUGACAAGAUUAAUGUUAUGUGCUGAGUAACUGUAAGGAGUCACAAUAAAAUAUUGUUAGUGAA
This is a messenger RNA of Plodia interpunctella (Indianmeal moth), 3346 nucleotides long. It is a transcript of the gene Tmem214, whose product is annotated as Transmembrane protein 214. The record is from RefSeq and is a predicted model, not a curated record. NCBI's taxonomy places the organism in Eukaryota, Metazoa, Arthropoda, Insecta, Lepidoptera, Pyralidae. The coding region runs from base 125 to 2107 and encodes 660 amino acids. The transcript has 10 exons. Gene Ontology annotation, cellular component: Golgi apparatus; endoplasmic reticulum.